Messenger RNA from Cornus florida, 612 nucleotides. RefSeq lists its product as uncharacterized. The record is from RefSeq and is a predicted model, not a curated record. NCBI's taxonomy places the organism in Eukaryota, Viridiplantae, Streptophyta, Magnoliopsida, Cornales, Cornaceae. The transcript has a single exon. Bases 1 to 612 code for a protein of 203 amino acids.
AUGGCAGCUUACAAUUUCUCUAGCCUCAUAGAAGUCUUGAACCACCAAUCAUCCCAGAACUCGCAGCCAAACAAUGGAAUGGGAAAUUCCUAUGAGGACCCUUAUGUCACUGAGAUGUUUGGGGAGCUCUAUUUUAAAGAGGCCAGUCCUCCAUUUCCCCUACACUACCUUUUCCCUUCAUCUCCAUUUCCGUUUCCAUCCUCAUCGUCAUUACCAUCUUCUCUGCCUGAUCCUACUCUUGAGUAUCAAACCAACGUCCAAAACCUCAAUGGUGAUGCCAACCAUGAGAUGAAGAAGAAGAGAAAUGAGGAGCAUUGGGGCUCAGCGAACGAUAAUUGUUCGUAUGGCAAACCGAGUUCAUGGACAAGCAAAGAAAGAUUGUUUCCUCCACCAGUUUCUCACUUUAAACUGUUUAAGACUGGUAAGGCUUUUGUUUACUUCAAAUUUAAUGAGAAAACUUGCAGAUUUGUUCGCAAGGAGAUAAAGAUUCCUCCCAAAGGAUUUCUGCGUGGUUCGAGGGAAAAUGGAUGCUUGAAGUUGAACUUUGCUCACAAAAAGGUGGAAGAUGAGGAGGAGGAGGAUCAGGAGGAGGAUGAAAGUGUGGAAGCAUAA